AUGCGCGUGGUGCUCGUGUCGGCGGACGUGCCGGACACGUGCGUCCUCCGCGACGUGCACUACGCCAGUGCCCCGGCCUCCAUGGCCAGGAUACGGCAGGACGUGGGGUACAUCCUCUCCCAGCAUGGCUUUUCGGCGGGUGGCUCAAGUGGUGGUGAGGAGCAGCAGCAGCAGCAGCAGCACGUCAAGACGCAUGGGAUCUUGCGCGUGACGAGCGGAAAGGAGGCGCCGGGGGUGGAGGUCUUGGGCGGACGACGCGUGGCUCUGUUCAGUCCGGUGGUGUGGGAGUGCAGAGCAACAGGAGAGGAAAGGGAGGAUGGGAUGGUGGAGGAGAGGAUUGGGGAGGCAGCGAGGAUGGGCGACUGGUUGGUGUUUGUGCUGGAGUUGCCGGGUGUGCGAGGACUGCCGCUGCUGAUGCCGCCACCGCCGCCGAUUGCGAGUACUGCCGGACCAGGAAGUACUGCCGGACCAGGAAGUGUUGCCGGACCAGGAAGUGUUGCCGGACCAGGAAGUGCCCGUGGGAGCCGCGCCCCAAGUGCUGCUGGGUCGCCAGCAGCUUCUGCUCGUGGGAGCCGUGCUCCAAGCAUCCUUCACGGCGGCAGCCCCAAAGUCCCAAGUGAGCACCCAAGUGAGAAUGAUCGCAGCGUGACAACACCGCAGCCGCCGGGUCCCAUGCAUGAGCAGCCUCCAUCACCAGUCGUCACGGGGCCACCACCGCCCGACGCUCUAGCGCCGCCGUCGGUUGUCAUGAUGUCGCCGCCGGCGUCAAGCGUACAUGCCGAGCCUGUGCCGCAGGAAGGGCCGUAA
Molecule: messenger RNA, 807 nt
Organism: Akanthomyces muscarius
Lineage: Eukaryota; Fungi; Ascomycota; Sordariomycetes; Hypocreales; Cordycipitaceae
Exons: 2
Coding region: 1-807 (268 amino acids)
Source: RefSeq, a predicted model, not a curated record